Porites lobata is the source of this 309-nucleotide messenger RNA. Lineage: Eukaryota; Metazoa; Cnidaria; Anthozoa; Scleractinia; Poritidae. The record is from the annotation of a GenBank genome assembly.
AUGACACCAUUACAAAUGAAGCAAACUCCAAAAGAAGUAAAAAAGAAAUCUUUCUGCCUGAAAAUGAAAGGGGACCAUUUGCAACUGGAUGAAAAUCACAAUUACUUUUACAGGGUUCAGGGUCAAGAAGGGGUAUCGGGAAUAGAAUGGUUUGACUUUGCUUUGUUGACAGAUCCUCAUAUUGGCUUAAAUGGAUUGUUUGUACAAAGAAUUUACUUCAAAAAAAAAAAAUCGGAGUCUGAGUGGCCGCCAAAGCUUACAGAGUUUUAUUUCAACCACCUCCUGCCUGUUUACUCUUCACUACAGUGA